GCCGACAGCAACACACAGACGUGACAGGCCCCAGUGCUGACACGUGGGGUUUCCACAAAGUGAACGUGUACCACAAUCCACCGCUCUGGUCGACCUCAAAAUUCUCCCACUCCAUUUGCAAUCUGUUCUGCAUGUGAGUUCUAGCAUUUUCAACUUCUUCUCAGGGCAGCGACACUGGAAAUGGGUCAAGGCCAGGAAGUCAAGACCAGAAAUGAUCCCCAAGUCGAGAUUCAGGAAAGAGGGGAGAUCUUCUUCUUCUAUAGGCCCAAGGUGGAGAGAGAAGCGGCUCACGGCACCGACGACGUGCAGCGCCUUUACAUUGUCCUCCGUCCUGAGUCCGGCGAGAGGCCCGUCGAGGAGAAACAAGAUCCCCACUCCGGCAAGGAAGGCUCCAACCCCGGUUCCUGCGGCAAGGCCAGAGGGGAAGGUGGCCACGGUAGCCAGGAAGUGAACAUCGAGAAGCAGGCACUGUUGAGGUUGAUAGUGUUGGGGAAGAAGAGUCUUCCGGACCCAAGCCAGCGGGGCCGACCUUACUGGGGAUUUGUGGAGAUGGUCACCACCAAGAUCGACGAUGUCAAGUUGGCUCUUCAAGCAGAGGAGUACGACACUUCCACGAGGGGACACCGCCACAAGCCGGCAGCCAGACCGUUGGGGGAGGGCGUGUACCGCAUACUUAGACACAAAUCGAGCGGGAAGAAGGCGCAUACGCAUCUCAUAUACAAGCUCGAAUUCCCUCCGGAAGGUGAGAAGCAGGAGCCCCAGGAGUCGCUCAACGUGGAAAGAGAAGGAUCCUUCCUCAUUCAGAUCAAGAACCCCGACCAGCACGGGGCCGGCCCUUCCCAGUUCGGGGGACUCCAGAGCAAGCGCAAGGCGGUGUUGCCCGCCAGCCUGCGGGGACAGUUUGGGCAGCGGAGGUUCAUCCCGGCCGAUCCGCCCAACUUCCUGAACUACGAAGGGUGCGAGUUGCUGCUGAUAUCGGCAUCGGACGACAUAGAGGAGGAGCUGGGGUUAGAGCUCAAAGGGGAAUGUGAGGGCGACCCCUCCUGUUCCGAUCUGCUCAAGACGUUCGGGGAAACUGCACCCAUGGAUCCCCUCUUCAGGGGCACGUGGGCUUGAACUUCAACCUUUUUGACACUUUUGGUCUGUGUUUAAUCAGGAAACCCUCGUUUCGUGUUACAACUUCAGUUGAGCAUGUGUAAUAUAUUUGAUUUUGAUCCCCCCAAGGCUAAUCUUGCAAUUUAAUUUA
Messenger RNA from Rhodamnia argentea, 1246 nucleotides. RefSeq lists its product as uncharacterized. The transcript is spliced from 4 exons. The record is from RefSeq and is a predicted model, not a curated record. Lineage: Eukaryota; Viridiplantae; Streptophyta; Magnoliopsida; Myrtales; Myrtaceae. Bases 181 to 1116 code for a protein of 311 amino acids.